Molecule: messenger RNA, 1883 nt
Organism: Cercospora beticola
Lineage: Eukaryota; Fungi; Ascomycota; Dothideomycetes; Mycosphaerellales; Mycosphaerellaceae
Gene: SRP54
Product: RNA-binding signal recognition particle subunit SRP54
Biological process (GO): SRP-dependent cotranslational protein targeting to membrane; SRP-dependent cotranslational protein targeting to membrane, translocation
Cellular component (GO): cytosol; signal recognition particle, endoplasmic reticulum targeting
Molecular function (GO): ATP hydrolysis activity; 7S RNA binding; endoplasmic reticulum signal sequence receptor activity
Source: RefSeq, a predicted model, not a curated record
UGACUCGGACUCUGACUGCUCUGGACAUCGUUUAUUCCACUUCCAGCCCACCGCAACCCUCACCGGCGUCGAAGCCACCCUUCAGUCUUACACCAUAGCAGCACAGUCGGGUAUUACACCGACAUCGUGUCAGGAUGGUGUUGCAAGACCUCGGCCGCCGCAUCAACGCCGCGGUCAACGAUAUCACCCGCGCCCCGACGCUCGAUGAGAAAGCCUUCGAUGGCAUGAUCAAGGAGAUCUCCACCGCCCUCGUCGAAGCUGAUGUCAACGUGAAACUGGUCUCCAAUCUCCGCAAGACCAUCAAGUCUGCAGUCAAGUUUAACGAGCUACCUGCGCACGCGAACAAGAAGCGCAUUAUUCAGAAAGCUGUCUUCGAUGCGCUGGUCGACAUUGUCAACCCACAUGGCAAACCUUACGAGCCAAAGAAAGGCAAGAGCAAUGUUAUCAUGUUCGUCGGUCUCCAAGGUGCGGGUAAAACGACUACAUGUACGAAAUUGGCACGCUGGUACCAGGCGAGAGGGUUCAAGACGUGCUUGGUUUGCGCCGAUACAUUCCGUGCUGGUGCUUUUGACCAGCUGAAGCAGAAUGCUACCAAGGCCAAGAUCCCAUACUAUGGCUCCCUCACUCAGACCGACCCUGUCGUCGUGGCGAGGGAUGGUGUGGAGAAGUUCAAGAAGGAGAAAUUCGAGAUCAUCAUCGUGGACACUUCGGGUAGACAUCACCAGGAAGAUGCGCUCUUCGCUGAGAUGGUGGAGAUUCAGCAAGCUGUCACGCCGAACCAGACCAUCAUGGUCCUCGAUGCUUCAAUCGGUCAAGCAGCUGAGGCACAGUCACGAGCGUUCAAGGAGACUGCCGACUUCGGGUCUAUCAUCAUCACGAAAACCGAUGGUGCCGCGGCAGGUGGUGGUGCCAUUUCUGCUGUGGCGGCGACUCAUACACCCAUUGUCUAUAUUGGUACGGGUGAGCACCUUUUGGAUCUCGAGAAGUUCAAUCCUCAAUCCUUCGUCUCGAAGUUGCUCGGCAUGGGUGACAUGCAGGGCCUGGUCGAGCAUGUGCAGAGUCUCAAGCUUGAUCAAAAGGAGACCAUGAAGAACAUCACUGAAGGUCGCUUCACUGUUCGCGAUCUUCGAGAUCAGAUUCAGAACAUCUCCAAGAUGGGACCCCUGAGCAAGAUGGCAGGCAUGAUCCCUGGUCUGUCCGGCAUGAUGGGAGGUAUGGACGAUGCAGAGGGCGGUGACAAGCUCAAGCGCAUGAUCAUCAUCUGCGAUUCCAUGACACAAAAGGAGCUCGAUUCGGAUGGCAAGAUCUUCGUCGAUCAGCCAUCGCGAAUUACCAGAGUCGCUCGUGGCUCAGGCUCUUCUGUUCGCGAGGUUGAGGAGCUGCUCUCGCAACAGAAGAUGAUGGCAGGCAUGGCGAAGAAGAUGAAGGGCGGUAUGGCCAACAUGCAAAAAGCACAGGGUGCUAUGGGUGGUGCCAAUCAAAAAUCUCAAAUGGCGGCUAUGCAGAAGAGAAUGCAGGCUAUGGGUGGUGCAGGUCGUGGUGGAGGCAUGCCAGAUAUGAAUUCUCUCAUGAAGAUGAUGGGAGGAGGUGGAGGUGGCGGUAUGCCCGACCUGUCUGGAAUGGACAUGAGUAGCAUGAUGUCCAUGAUGGGUAAUAUGAUGGGAGGCGGCGGAGCUGGCCGUGGCCGUGGUCGUUGAAUACCUCACCACUUUUGACGACAGCUCGAUCAUCAAGGACGACCCCUAUGCACUUAAUUGGAUACUCCACAAUACCGACGUCUUGACUAUUCAUUUUGGAAAGUUGAGCAGCGAUCACAUCUUUAUAGAGCUACACCGGCUUCAGCAACUCGGCAGUCAUCUGCACCCCAAGAUUGUCCAGUGCAC